Xenopus tropicalis (tropical clawed frog) is the source of this 3504-nucleotide messenger RNA. RefSeq names its product mannosidase, alpha, class 2A, member 2 (gene man2a2). Gene Ontology annotation, molecular function: mannosidase activity; carbohydrate binding; alpha-mannosidase activity. Lineage: Eukaryota; Metazoa; Chordata; Amphibia; Anura; Pipidae. Gene Ontology annotation, biological process: mannose metabolic process; carbohydrate metabolic process. The record is from RefSeq and is marked validated.
GCCGAGAAGCUGGAUAAUAACGGGGUUGCGGGACGUGUAAGCAGCGAUCAAGGAUUGCGGGCUGCGUUAAGAAUAUCGGGAUUGUCCCGCGAAAGGCGGGAGUGUUGAGCGGUCGGCUCCGUCGGCUCCCAGGAAUGAAACUGAAGAAGCAGGUGACUGUUUGUGGAGCAGCCAUCUUUUGUGUGGCUGUCUUCUCCUUGUAUCUCAUGCUGGACAAAGUGCAACACGACCCACCCAGGAGACAGAACGGUGGCAACUUUCCCAGGAGCCAGAUAUCUGUCCUACAGAAUCGUAUAGAGCAGCUUGAGCAGCUCCUAGAGGAAAACCACGAAAUCAUCAGCCACAUCAAGGACUCUGUUCUAGAACUGACAGCCAAUGCUGAGGGCCAGCCCAUUCUGCUCCCAUACCACACUCCUAAUGGAACUUGGGUCAUGCCACCUGACCCCAGACCUAGCUUCUACUCUGUAUCUCCUCAGGACUGUCAGUUUUCUGUGGCAAAUAAACGGCAAAAGACAGAUUUGCAGAUGCUUGAUGUUUAUACGCAGUUGCCUUUUGAUAACGUUGAUGGAGGUGUUUGGAAACAAGGCUUUGAUAUUACUUAUGACCCUAAGGAGUGGGACAAUGAACCAUUGCAGGUGUUUGUGGUUCCACAUUCGCACAAUGACCCUGGUUGGAUCAAAACCUUUGAUAAGUAUUACUAUGACCAGACGCAGCAUAUCCUGAACAACAUGGUAGUGAAAUUGCAUGAAGAUCCACGGCGAAAGUUUAUUUGGUCUGAAAUCUCUUUCUUCUCUAAGUGGUGGGACAACAUCAACUCUCAGAAGCGAGCCGCAGUGCGCAGGUUAGUUGCUAGUGGCCAGUUGGAGAUGACAACUGGAGGUUGGGUGAUGCCAGAUGAAGCCAACACUCAUUACUUUGCUAUGAUUGAUCAGAUGAUAGAGGGACAUCAGUGGCUCAAGAAAAACCUUGAUGCCACCCCAAGGUCAGGCUGGGCAGUGGACCCCUUUGGGCACAGCUCUACUAUGCCAUAUAUCCUAAGACGCUCCAACCUAACCAGCAUGCUGAUCCAGAGGGUACACUAUUCUAUCAAGAAGCACUUUGCUGCUACACAGAGUCUGGAGUUCAUGUGGAGACAGACAUGGGAUCCAGAUUCCAGCACUGAUAUCUUCUGCCACAUGAUGCCCUUCUACAGUUAUGAUGUCCCACACACAUGUGGCCCGGACCCCAAGAUUUGCUGCCAGUUUGAUUUUAGACGUCUUCCAGGAGGAAGAAUAAAUUGUCCUUGGAAAGUGCCACCAAGAGCGAUCACAGACUCCAAUGUGGCUGAAAGGGCCAACAUUCUCCUGGAUCAGUACAAAAAGAAAUCCAAGCUAUAUCGCAGUAAAGUGGUGCUGGUGCCUUUGGGAGAUGACUUUCGCUAUGAUAAAAUCCAAGAGUGGGAUGCUCAGUUCCUCAACUACCAAAAGUUGUUUGACUAUAUGAACUCGCACCCAGAACUCCAUGUUCAGGCUCAAUUUGGAACACUAUCAGAUUACUUUGAUGCCCUGUACAAGAGGAUGGGGGUCGUACCUGGAAUUAAACCUCCUGAUUUUCCUGUGGUCAGUGGAGACUUUUUCUCUUAUGCUGAUCGUGAAGAUCACUACUGGACCGGAUAUUACACAUCCAGACCCUUUUAUAAGAGCAUGGACAGAGUGCUUGAGUCCCACCUCAGAGGAGCAGAGAUUUUAUACAGCUUGGCUAUUAAUCAUGCCAGGAAAGCCGGAACGGAAAGCAAAUACCCACUCUCUGAUUAUGCUUUGUUAACUGAUGCCAGACGUAACCUUGGGUUAUUUCAGCACCAUGAUGCUAUCACAGGCACAGCAAAGGAAGCUGUGGUGAUUGACUACGGUGUACGGUUACUCCAUUCGUUGAUGAACUUGAAACGCAUAAUUAUUAAUGCAGCUCACUACCUCGUUGUGGCAGACAAGGAGAAGUAUCACUAUGAUCAUUCUGUGCCAUUCUUCAGCACGGAUGAGAGCCGUUUAACCCAGGAAAGCCUGCCAGAGAAAACUGUUAUUAAGCUGACUGCAUCGCCAAGGUACGUGGUGGUUUUUAACCCAGUGGAACAGAACCGCCUGUGUGUAGUCUCUCUGCUUGUGAACACUUACAAUGUGCGAGUGCUUACAGAAGAUGGCCAGCCUGUGGCAGCCCAACUCAGCCCUGUUUGGCAGUCUGUUACAGACAUGAACCCUGAUGUCUACCAGGUAUCCUUCACUGCCCGGUUACCAUCACUUGGGCUCAGUAUCUUCCAGCUGCAUGCAUCCAUCGACACCCACACUACACUAAAGUCAAAUGUUCAUGUGCAUCUGCAUGGGCGAGAACUCUCAAUAAAGAAACAGGAUGUGUUCCCAGUUAAGGUCGCAGAGUCCAGCACGGAUGAUUUUCAUAUUGAGAAUCAGUACAUGCAGGUGUGGUUCUCUGGCACUACUGGUCUCUUAAAGAGCAUUAAAAGAGCUGGAGAAGAGCAGGAACAGAAAAUCAACAUGCAAUUCCUCAUCUAUGGAACUCGAACAUCAAAGGAUAAAAGUGGGGCCUAUCUUUUCCUACCCGAUGGUGAAGCAAAGCCCUACACUCCUAAAGACCCCCCUGUGGUUAAAGUGACAGAAGGCCCGUUCUAUUCUGAAGUGACUUGCCAAUAUCAGCAUGUGCAGCAAGUUAUGAGGCUCUACAAUUUACCAGGUACAGAGGGACUGUCUUUAGACAUCAGUUCAUUGAUUGAUAUCCGAGACCAUGUCAACAAGGAGAUAGCAAUGCGGCUCAGCACUGAUAUACAGAGUGAAGACAUCUUCUUCACAGACUUAAACGGCUUUCAGGUUAAUGUCUAAAUUUGAUUUUGUCAAACAAGCUCCAUACACGGAAGUAGAAGUAGUAAUUACUGUGUAUCAAACAUAUUACCUCUCACCCAUAUAGUGGAAAUACUGGGAUCCCACCUACAAAGUAUGGAUCGGGAUGAAGAAUCUUCUAUGCUUAUACUUUCUAAUUAUGGAAGUUAGGGCAAUUUACAUUACAUUUUAGUAUGAUUUAGAUGAUAUUCUGAGACUGUUUGCAACUGAUCUUUGUUUUUAUGGUUUUUCAGUUAUUUAGCUUUUUGUUCAGAUUUUUUGGUAUUUCAAAAACUCCCAUUCACAAUGUGGGGUAGGGUAGUAGCACUAGGAAGUGUUGUGAAAAAUGUAUUCCAGACAAUAAACCCAUUUUAAUUCCUCUCCUACUGCCCUACUGGCUAAGGGGGGCUUAACGCUCCCUCAUCUAUACCUAUACCUGUACCUGUACUGUACCCUCCUGGGUGAAACGAAUCUGAAUCCUUAAAAUCACGUGACUUUUCACUGCACGCUCUUUGCGCAGUUCUCUUUUGGCCUCUUUUUUUUGUCCUAAUUUGGAUUCAGAUUCGGUUUUCAGUGCAUCCCUAGUACAGUAUUCUCUAUGUACUGUGUCUGUGGUUGACAUUACAUUGUAAUCCACUCUGUU